AGUUGGCUAGUUUGGUUUGUGAAAUCGUCGUCCCUCCCAGUCGCGCCGCGCUACCGCUCUAUCCGCCAUUUUGAUUUCUACUUUCGCGUGCGUUGCGUCACGGCGUUAGGCUACCAUAUAAGUGACUUAAAUUAAGUGAAAAUACGUUUUAAAGUGUAAUUAACACAACAUAUUUUAAAUCCCAGGAAAACAUAUGCAUACCCAAGCCAUGAACCACUACGGUAAUCAAAGAGGUUUUGGAGGGCCGCCCCAGCCUCAGAGACAGGGCGGUCGCCGUGGAAAUAAUAGAGGUGGAUUUAGAGGACCAACACGUUUUGAUCAAAACAACCAAAAUCAGAGGAAUCAAAAUCAGCAGCAAGGAGGUCAACGCCCCAGUAACGAGCCUAAGCCUGCUCCCCAAGUUGAAAAGCCCCAGCAGCAGGCUCCACAACAGCAACAGCGUCCACAGCAGCAGCAGCAACCACAACAACAACCGCAGCAGCAGCGCCCACAGCAACAACAACAGCAACAACAACAGCAACAGCAGCAAAGGCCGCAGCAGGCACCAGCCCAGCCAUCACCAGCUGCCACACCGCAGAAGCAGGAUGCUCCAGUAGCAGCACCACAGCAGCAGAAACCUAAUACCACCCCCAAUAAGCCUGCGGCCCAAGAUAGUGUUGAUAAUGUAAUUGUAAUUGAUGACCCACCAUCAAAACCAGCCAACCAAAACCAGCAGAAGAACAUGAAUGGAAACUUCGGAGGCAACAAACAAGGUGGCUGGCAAGGUGGAAACAAGCAAGGUGGCAACUUUAACCAAAGCAGCAACUUUAACCAAGGCGGCAACUUUAACCAAGGUGGCAACUUCCAACAUGGACAAAACCAGGGCCAGGGUGGUAAAUUUGGUGGCAAUAAGAACUUCGGCCAGGGCGGCCAAGGAGGACCCUUCGGUCAGAAGCAGGGAGGCCCCGGUGGCCCUGGUGGCCCUGGUGGCCCAGGUGGCCCUGCCCGGAACCAGCAGAGGCAAAGCCGAGGCCCCAUGCAGGAUAAUCAGGGAAAGCCAGGACAGAGAGAGGAACAAAUGCUUGCCAAUAAGUUGAAGGAUCUGGUGGGACCACUGGUUGACUUGCCCCCCCUAGACCAGUCUGAACUCAAAUUCAACGGCCGGAGCCGCCUGUACAUUGGCAACUUCACAUCAGAUAUGACCGAAGAAGAAAUACUGGGCCUGUUCGCCCCAUAUGGAGAAACAUCAGAAUUGUUCCUUAACAAGGAGAAGAACUUUGGAUUUAUUAAAAUGGACUACAGAGUAAACGCAGAGAAAGCCAAACGUGAGUUGGACGGCAAAAUGCGAAACGGCCGAACAUUGCGAGUCAGAUUCGCGCCCCACAACAGCGCAGUCCGCGUCAAGAACCUGCCCCCGUUCGUGUCCAACGAGCUGUUGUACCGCGCCUUCGAGAUCUUCGGCAAGAUCGAGAGGGCCUACGUCAAGGUGGACGAGCGCGGGAAGUCCAUUGGCGAAGGCGUGGUGGAGUACGCUAGGAAGCCCAGCGCUUUAGCGGCCAUUCGCAACUGCACUGAGCGAUGCUUCUUCUUGACCUCGUCGCUACGACCAGUAAUUGUGGAAAGCUUUGAGGAACCUGAUGAGUUUGAUGGUUACCCAGAGAAGAACCUGCCCAAGAAGCACCCUGAUUUCCUACGCGCCCGUGAGUUCGGGCCGCGCUUCUCCGAGGCCAACAGCUUCGAGCACGAAUACGGCACCAGGUGGAAGCAGCUGCACGAGCUGCACCGCCAGAAGGAGGAGGCCCUGAAGAAGGAGCUGGCCGCCGAGGAGGAGAAACUGGAGGCCCAGAUGGAGUAUGCCAAAUACGAGCACGAGACAGAGCUGCUGCGCGAGCAGCUCCGCCAGCGCGAGCAGGACCGCGAGCGCCAGAAGCGCUCCUGGGAGCUGGCCGAGCGCGCCGCCAACGAGCGCCGCGAGCAGGAGCGCGCGCUGCUGCUGCGCCAGGAGGAGGACCUCACGCAGCGCAUGCGCCACCAGGACGACGAGCUGCGCCGCCGCCAGCAGGAGAACACGCUCUUCGUGCAGGUAUGUUGUUGUCUGACCGAGCAGGAGCGCGCGCUGCUGCUGCGCCAGGAGGAGGACCUCACGCAGCGCAUGCGCCACCAGGACGACGAGCUGCGCCGCCGCCAGCAGGAGAACACGCUCUUCGUGCAGGUAUGUUGUUGUCUGACCGAGCAGGAGCGCGCGCUGCUGCUGCGCCAGGAGGAGGACCUCACGCAGCGCAUGCGCCACCAGGACGACGAGCUGCGCCGCCGCCAGCAGGAGAACACGCUCUUCGUGCAGGUAUGUUGUUGUCUGACCGAGCAGGAGCGCGCGCUGCUGCUGCGCCAGGAGGAGGACCUCACGCAGCGCAUGCGCCACCAGGACGACGAGCUGCGCCGCCGCCAGCAGGAGAACACGCUCUUCGUGCAGGUAUGUUGUUGUCUGACCGAGCAGGAGCGCGCGCUGCUGCUGCGCCAGGAGGAGGACCUCACGCAGCGCAUGCGCCACCAGGACGACGAGCUGCGCCGCCGCCAGCAGGAGAACACGCUCUUCGUGCAGGUAUGUUGUUGUCUGACCGAGCAGGAGCGCGCGCUGCUGCUGCGCCAGGAGGAGGACCUCACGCAGCGCAUGCGCCACCAGGACGACGAGCUGCGCCGCCGCCAGCAGGAGAACACGCUCUUCGUGCAGGUAUGUUGUUGUCUGACCGAGCAGGAGCGCGCGCUGCUGCUGCGCCAGGAGGAGGACCUCACGCAGCGCAUGCGCCACCAGGACGACGAGCUGCGCCGCCGCCAGCAGGAGAACACGCUCUUCGUGCAGGUAUGUUGUUGUCUGACCGAGCAGGAGCGCGCGCUGCUGCUGCGCCAGGAGGAGGACCUCACGCAGCGCAUGCGCCACCAGGACGACGAGCUGCGCCGCCGCCAGCAGGAGAACACGCUCUUCGUGCAGGUAUGUUGUUGUCUGACCGAGCAGGAGCGCGCGCUGCUGCUGCGCCAGGAGGAGGACCUCACGCAGCGCAUGCGCCACCAGGACGACGAGCUGCGCCGCCGCCAGCAGGAGAACACGCUCUUCGUGCAGGUAUGUUGUUGUCUGACCGAGCAGGAGCGCGCGCUGCUGCUGCGCCAGGAGGAGGACCUCACGCAGCGCAUGCGCCACCAGGACGACGAGCUGCGCCGCCGCCAGCAGGAGAACACGCUCUUCGUGCAGGUAUGUUGUUGUCUGACCGAGCAGGAGCGCGCGCUGCUGCUGCGCCAGGAGGAGGACCUCACGCAGCGCAUGCGCCACCAGGACGACGAGCUGCGCCGCCGCCAGCAGGAGAACACGCUCUUCGUGCAGGUAUGUUGUUGUCUGACCGAGCAGGAGCGCGCGCUGCUGCUGCGCCAGGAGGAGGACCUCACGCAGCGCAUGCGCCACCAGGACGACGAGCUGCGCCGCCGCCAGCAGGAGAACACGCUCUUCGUGCAGGCCCAGCGACUCAACUCCAUGUUGGAUCGCCAAGAACAAGGCAUGUUCGACCAACAGCAGCCAAUGGACGGAGGCUUCAGGGACGGAGGCUUCGACAUGCCCCCACGCGGUGGGUACGAUGACAUGCCGCAGGGCCGCGGCUGGGACAACCCGCGCCAAAUGGACGAUUUCCCUAACAAACGCCGACGAUUCUAAACACGCCGCUGCUGACAUGACCUGCAACACUGUUGCGGCCGCUUAACACGUCGUCUACGGUUAAAUUAAAUAUAAAGCGACCAAACAAUGUUCUGCAGCCAGAGUGCAGCACUAGCACGAACCGUAAACCAUAGAGUAAAUUAUGUAUACUAUGCUGUAAACAGUUUUUUGACAUUUUCAAAGAUUAUUUGGUAUAAAUAUGACAUUGAUGCAUCGAGGCGGUUUGUUUACUGUUUGUGCUAGUGGCGCCCCCUUCGCAGAUUUUGCGUAAUAUUCCAUAUUAACGAAAUAUUUCCAAUAUAAUUCGUAGCUCUUAACAUAGCUAAAAUUACUUUACUUAUCCUGGGACAUCUUAAAUCCGCUACGUAUAUUUAAUUUAAUCGCAGAUUUUUAGUACACUGACUUCUGUGUCAUUAAUUCAUCUCUAAUAACUUAAGUGACUUGCGAUUAAAAGUUAUAAAUUGAAUGUAACUCGUAAGCGAAUUAUCGCGCGUUAGCUAUGCGAUAUUUUUUUAUUUAGUAUGAAUGAGGGGUAUGAAUGAGAUACAUGUAUUGUAGAAUAAGAUAGAUCGUACUUUAGAGGCAUCUUAUGUAUUAAAUAAAAGUAUAUAAACGGUUUCCGUUGCUGAAAUGCGACAUUACAUUAAAGUAUUCAGUAUUUUUCAUGAUAAAUGGUAACUCAGACACAGAACGUGCCAGUCACUCGUAAAGCGACUGCACGUUGUUUCAUCAUACGCAUUCAGGUGUCCAAUUAGUUUUCUUUUUCUCUUAUAAAUCGAUUUUGGUGGAGAAUUAGUUUAAAAGUAUUUUUUUAAUUUGAGGUCACAAAUUUAAUUAUUCGUAUGUAAUAAAAUAAUGCGGAAAUAUUAAUUCAUAUAUAUAUUUUGAAAACAAACACGUAUUUUGUCUGAAGAUAUGAAUACUAUUUUUUCUAUUUUCCGUUUUGCCAUUAUUAUGAAUUCAGUAAUCUAUGCUUUGUGCAAACACCAAGGUUUAUAAAAAAAUCUUGCUUUAAGGUACAAAAAUUACAAAUGGCAGGUGCGUGUGAUGGGACCUACCGAUCAAAUAUAACUUAUUUUGUAAUUUUUUUAACAUUUUCACAACACACCUUCUCAGACAUUGCCUUUUCAUGCCAAAGCAUGAUUAAGUAGUUCUCUGUUUUAUAUAUAAGGUCCGGUUCUGACGGACUGCAACUUGUAUGGGAACUGCAUGCCGACUGCACUCCAACUGCAACGUCGACGUGCAGUUCCCAUACAAGUUGCAGUCGAGUUGCAGUCCGUCUGAACCGGCCCUUAGUUUUAUGUUUUAUAUGACUAAAUAGUGCGGUUGCUAGACAAUUCGAAAAGUAGGUUUAUUGGAUUGAGAGAUGUGACAGUGUGCGCGUGCUUUAAUUAGGUAACUACGUAUAGAUAUUUUAGCCCUUUAUCGCGUAUUAUUCGAGUUAAUUCAUUGCAUAUUUUAGGUUUGUAUUAAGGUUUUAAUUUAAGUCUACUAUCUGAAAUGUAAAUCGAUAAAGGGUUAAAUCUUGACAUUGAUUAUUUAUGAACAUUAAAUAAAAGUCAACUUUAUAAUAAAUUACCACUUAAAUAUCACAAA
Cydia pomonella (codling moth) is the source of this 5272-nucleotide messenger RNA. RefSeq lists its product as uncharacterized. The transcript has 11 exons. Gene Ontology annotation, biological process: regulation of DNA-templated transcription. Gene Ontology annotation, molecular function: RNA binding. NCBI's taxonomy places the organism in Eukaryota, Metazoa, Arthropoda, Insecta, Lepidoptera, Tortricidae. Gene Ontology annotation, cellular component: nucleus. Bases 194 to 3676 code for a protein of 1160 amino acids. The record is from RefSeq and is a predicted model, not a curated record.